This is a messenger RNA of Halteromyces radiatus, 2807 nucleotides long. RefSeq names its product dipeptidyl peptidase IV N-terminal region-domain-containing protein. The record is from RefSeq and is a predicted model, not a curated record. The transcript has 14 exons. Gene Ontology annotation, biological process: proteolysis. The coding region runs from base 71 to 2755 and encodes 894 amino acids. NCBI's taxonomy places the organism in Eukaryota, Fungi, Mucoromycota, Mucoromycetes, Mucorales, Cunninghamellaceae. Gene Ontology annotation, molecular function: dipeptidyl-peptidase activity; serine-type endopeptidase activity.
UUUUUUUUUUUUGUUUUUAUAUAUAUAUAUAUAGUAUCGUCGUAUUUGUACUAUAGUUUGUGAACUGACCAUGCCUUCCAUGAUGGAAAACCAUAGACGGGAGUAUAGCGAUGACGAUGAUUUUGAGGAUGAAGAUCAAGCAAAAGGAUUAUUGAAUUCUGAACGAACAAGUAGCUCCAUGCCAAGACAUUACCAACAUGGAAUUUAUUAUCCUGAGGACGAAGAAAAUAGCUAUGGCGAUUUGGAAAACGGCAAUGAUAGUUUAAACUUUGGAAAACGAAAGAAAAAGAUAGUGACUUGUACCUGCAUAAGUUUGGUUGGUAUAUUAGCCUUUGCUUGGAUUAUCUGGUCUUUGGCUAUGGGACAAAUGUUUCAAAUUAUUGCUGGCGACUCCCACAAUGAAUAUGAAGAACUUAAACGAAUCGAUAUGAACGAUCUUUAUAACUCCUCAUUCAUACCCCAACGACCUACUUUAGUAUGGGUAGAACAAGAUGCUCAAGAUGGUGUAUUUACUUAUCGUGAUCCUCAAACAAAUGAUAUCUUAUUGGAAGCUAUAGAAGAUGGAUCAAGUCGAAUCUAUGUAGAAAUGAAAGAUUUGCAAAUUGAAAACAAUCCUCUGAAUGUGGAACGGUUUGAAGUUUCGCAAGAUGCUCAAUAUUUAAUGUUAUACACCAAUGUCACCAAACAAUUUCGAUGGUCAUACAAAGCGAACAUCUAUAUCUAUCAUCUUUCUAGUAAAUCUAUCACUCCCUUGAAUGAAGAUACUAAUGUGAACAAACCACCAAGAGUCUCAUAUGCAGCAUGGAGUCCAACUGGUCAUCAAUUGGUAUAUGUGAUGGAAAAUGAUAUUUAUGUGGCAAAUUUAGACAAGCAAACUCACAGUCGUGUCACGUAUGACGGAUCUCCAACUAUUUUUAACGGUGUUCCUGAUUGGGUUUAUGAAGAGGAAGUCUUUGGGAAAGAAUAUUCAUUAUGGUGGUCUCCUGAUUCAACACAUUUGGCCUAUUUACGUUUCAACGAAACAGAUGUCCCUGAGUACCAAGUGCCAUUGUAUACCACCUCCAAUGUAUCAUCUUAUCCUACUCAACUCAAGAUAAAGUAUCCCAAGGCUGGUUCACCCAAUCCUUUAGUAUCACUUCAUAUUCAUUCUGUUAGUACAAUGCAAACAAUCAUGGUGACCAAGAAUGCAACUGCUCAUCCUUUACAAGCAUCUUCCUCCUCUCGGGACUUUGAAGAUGACGAUCGACUUAUCACCGAUGUUAUAUGGGCUACUGACACAAGCACACAUCUUGUUUAUAAGCAAACUAACCGAGUGCAAGAUCAUGAAUUGACUAAUUUAGUGAGUCUCGCUUCUGGUAAAUUGAUGCAAACUAAAGUGGAUACGGUUCGUGAAUAUAAACCUACUGAUGGUGGCUGGAUCGAUGUGGGUCAAUCAAUGGUAUAUCUUCCUUCGAAUAAACAUGAAAAUGAUAUUCAGUAUUCGGAUUUGGCAGACAAUGAAGAUGGAUAUUCUCACUUGGCUAUAGUUACCAUUGAUAAACGUGGUCAGCACAAAGUCUCUACGAAAUGGUUAACCUCGGGCGAUUGGGAAGUGGUUGCUGGAUCCAUUGUAGUGGAUAAGGUUAGACAACUUGUUCAUUUUAUAUCGACGGAAAGAUCAUUUUUGGAACGACAUCUCUACACUGUAUCACUCAAAGAUGAAGAUCCUGCAUCUACCAAAAUCUGCCUGACCUGCUCUGAAGAUCCAGAUGAACAUGCUUAUUAUAGUGUUAACUUCUCACCCAAAGCUGGCUAUUACAUUUUGAAUUAUCUUGGUCCUGAUAUUCCUCGUACAGUGGUUCGUAAGGUAGAUAAUAGCUCAUUUGAAGCUGUGCUCAAUGAUAAUGCAGAUUUACGUCGUCUUUUGGAUGAUUAUCAACUUCCUCGUAUUCGAAUGUCAACAGUCAAAAGUGGCUCCAUCAAUAUGCCUGCUAUGGAAGUACUCCCUCCUGAUUUUGAUAGUACGAAAAAAUACCCUGUUUUAUUCCAUGUUUAUGGUGGACCUGGAUCUCAAUUAGUAUCAUACACGUUUGCUUUGGAUUGGCAUACCUUUGUAGCAAGUCAAUUAGGAUUUAUUGUAGUGACUGUGGAUGGUCGUGGUACUGGAUACCAAGGUCGACAAUAUAGAUCUGUUGUUCGUGGUAAACUAGGUGAUCUUGAAACAGUGGAUCAAGUUAACGCAGCAAGACAUUGGGCAAAUUUGGAUUAUGUGGACUCGUCAAGAAUCGCCAUUUGGGGCUGGUCCUACGGUGGAUAUAUGACAACAAAAGUGAUUGAAGCUGAUGAUGGUGUUUUUGCUACUGGGAUGGCUGUUGCACCUGUUACUGAUUGGCAUUUUUAUGAUUCAAUUUAUACUGAACGAUACAUGCUGACACCUGACAUGAAUAUGGAUGGAUAUCAACAAAGUGCUGUCAACAAUAUGACUGGAUUUGAUCAUGCAAAGUAUUUAUUGAUUCAUGGGACUGGUGAUGAUAAUGUACACUUUCAACAUUCCGCGGUAUUAGUCGACAAACUUACAUUGGCAAAUAUUCACAAUUAUCGUGUUCAAUUCUAUCCCGACAGUAACCAUAGAAUUAAUUAUCAUAAUGCGAAUGCCAAUGUUUAUCAUCUUUUGACAGAAUUCUUAUUUGAAAGUUUUGGUGGAAAAGAUUAUGCUCAUCUACGUGAAGAAACUCAUGGUCAUUUUUCAGGAUCUUUGGAACAUUUACACCAUUAGUAGUUUAUCUAGCAGCGGGGUUAAAAAUUAGUGUUGUAGACAUUGAAAUAAA